GGACAAAUUGAUGUUCGUUGUGGCACGUAAUCCCCUCCCCAAGUACCACCGUUCCAUGGCUAGUUAAUUGCCUGAUAUUAGGACUAUCUAACAGCCACUUAAUAUCUGAUAAUUUGUUGCCACAAAAUCCUCUAUCAAAGUUCUUUUUUUGAAAAAAAAAAUCCUUUGUCAAAGCUGCCAAGCAAGCCCAGUAUCCAGGAGCAUUUAUCUCCCGAGAGGACGGAGACAUUCGUCGCCACGCAAGCACCAUUAUCUUCUUGAUUGCGCCUUUCUGUUCCUCAGGCUCACUUCCUCCCUCUUGAUUCCUGCCUGCGAUCACUUUCCUCCGAGUACUUGGUUCUGCAAGACUGCCACCCGUCGCCGAUCGCCAUGUCAGGGAAGAGCUCGAGCCCCUAUGGCGAGACUGACACUGGCGCGGACACGGCCCCCGCCAGCAGCAGCAGCAGCAUCCGUUGGGCGCCGCACGGCCGCGCCAUGACGGCCUGCCUCGUCGCCGUCAACGUCGCGCUCGUCGCCCUCGUCUACCUCUACUUCUGGCGGGUGUUCUCCCGCAAGCGCGACGCGUCGUCCUCCGGCGCCGACGAGGAGGACCGCGCGUCGUCGUCCUCCGCCUCGGCGCCGCCCUCGCCCGGGAGGGCCCAUGACGACGAGCAGCAGCAGCGCCGGCACGACCGCCUCGUAGCGUCGCUGCCGGCGUUCGUCGCGCGCCCCGGCGCCGGCGCGGGCUCGGAGUGCGCGGUGUGCAUCGCCGAGCUGCGGGACGGCGACGAGGCGCGCGCGCUGCCGCGGUGCGGGCACCGGUUCCACGCGGCGUGCGUCGAUGCCUGGCUGAGGCGGCGGCACUCCACCUGCCCGCUCUGCCGGGCAAGCGUCGUCGUCGCUGCCGCCGCGGAGGGGGCGGGGCCCAAGGGCGGUGGCGUGACGGGCACGACGGCGGCGGCUGCGGCCGUGGAGGAUACGGACGCGCCGGUCUAGUCAGUCGAUCACCACCGAUCGAUAGUGUGUGAGUGAAGCGAAGAAAUCGGGACGUCACGUAGCGGUCUUCCGUCAACGAAAGAGGUCGUUGUCGCAGCAUUAUCUUGUUUGGGUGAUUCCGAACCGGGAAGCUGGUCAGGCAAGAUUGAUUUGAAAAUUUCUAGUGGUAUUUCAUCAUCAGUAGCGUCCAAAGUUUCUUGUGUAUUAUGUAAAUUCGGCACUGUUCUACGGCACAUUUUAACAUAUACUUUACAUUCCCCCCUAAUAUGAAAGUCGAGGGACGAAUUUGACCCUCAUGACAAAGUUGAGGGAUGCAAAUGCCUAUUUUACCUUCAUUUUAA
Molecule: messenger RNA, 1316 nt
Organism: Panicum hallii
Lineage: Eukaryota; Viridiplantae; Streptophyta; Magnoliopsida; Poales; Poaceae
Product: E3 ubiquitin-protein ligase EL5-like
Exons: 2
Coding region: 370-975 (201 amino acids)
Biological process (GO): protein ubiquitination
Source: RefSeq, a predicted model, not a curated record